Molecule: messenger RNA, 718 nt
Organism: Astyanax mexicanus (Mexican tetra)
Lineage: Eukaryota; Metazoa; Chordata; Actinopteri; Characiformes; Acestrorhamphidae
Exons: 3
Source: RefSeq, a predicted model, not a curated record
GCCAACCGGCUCCAAACGUAUGCCUGUGCGUUCGGUGUGGCAAGCCGCAUCAAUCGCCGCAAGUUCGGUACCGGUCAGACGGCUUUGGACGUGGGAGGGGCCUGCGAGGGAGUGGGAGGGGCUAGGGCCGCAGGACCACUGCAGGCCACAAGGGGGCGGUCGUGUGCUUCACAUAUCCGAAACACUUGUCCCUACCACCUAAAGAAAGGAGAGAAGAAAAAGUGUCCUGAAAGACGACCUGCAGCCUUUCAGAAAUGGUAUAUCAAAGGAGCUGAUGCUGAACACGGUGCAGCGAGGUGUGGGAACACAUUACCAGGUUAUCGGGCACAAGCUCUACCGAGAACAGGACUGCAUGUUCCCGGCAAGACUAAAAACCUCUCACCAACCAAAAAGGCGGCGGUGCGCAGGUACAUGUGCCACUCGGAGGCAGUAGCCUCCAAGUUUUAUGUGCCACUUAGCACCGAGGAGGCCCGGAUGAAGAGGAGGAAGAGGAUGUACAGGAGGAAGAGUAGGUACAGGAGGAAGAGGACAGUGAAGAAGAGGAAGAAGAGGAAGAAGGCCCAGAAGAACCAGAAGAAAAAGAAGAGGCCGACCGCCACUCUGGAGAGGCCAUUCUCAGUUCUCCACGCUAUAAAACAUAAAGCAAAAGACAUUUUAAAAUAUUAAGGGAUGGGAAUUUUCUUUUUUGUGCAGUACAUUGCUUUAAUAUUUUUUUUGU